Thrips palmi is the source of this 1757-nucleotide messenger RNA. RefSeq lists its product as uncharacterized. NCBI's taxonomy places the organism in Eukaryota, Metazoa, Arthropoda, Insecta, Thysanoptera, Thripidae. Gene Ontology annotation, molecular function: protein binding. Bases 260 to 1714 code for a protein of 484 amino acids. The transcript is spliced from 4 exons. The record is from RefSeq and is a predicted model, not a curated record.
GGUAGGCGCUACCACUGAUGAAAGGAGGCUCCUGAUUGGCUCGCCGACGCGGCCCGACUUCUGUUCCUAUCCAGCGUUAGUCGUCAGACGGCCCACUCCACCUUCGAACUCUAGCAUCCCCGAUCGACAUCCUGACGCAGUCUCCGUACCAACAGCAACCACGCUCGAAGCUCUCGGAAGUCGCCGGCCCGGGACGCUCUGUGCCAACGUGCGCUGUGUGCGUCUUACUACACCCUGUGGUGAACCUGCAUUCAACGUUAUGGAAGCAUCGGUGGAUUCCUGUCUGGUUCGGGCUGUCGGAACUUUGUCCCUCGUCGUUCUUCUGGCGAUGGAUAGUGCAGCAAUGGUCGAGACGGAGAUAUCGCUGCUGUCCCUGCCGGACGACGCGUUGCUGGCCGUGCUGGCGUUCCUAUCGCCGCGGGAGCUCUUCGCGUGCCGCGUGGCGUGUCGCCGCCUCCGGGACCUCUGCCUGCAUCAGCACCUGUGGCGGGCGGCUACAGUGGAGAGCGAGGGCGUGCUGCGCGCCGCGUUGGCCCUCGCGCCCUGCAUCGGGACCAUCGCUAAAGUCCCCGUGGAGGCUCUGGAACCGCUCGUGUCCACUUCUGCCUGCACCGUCUCCGGGCUCGAACUAAGUGUGUAUGGAGAGAAGUCAGCCGCCUUGGCCUUAGCUUUGCUGUCGAGAUUCUCCGCCGUCUCCAGCGGAUUGAGGUUGACGAAGCUUACCUUAGAUCUUAAUUGGCUUUCCUACGAGACACACUCACUUAUCUUCAAGGCGGUUUAUGCCUUCAACGGUCUGCAGGAUCUUACUUUCAACGAAGACCUAGAUGAAGAUGAAUGGGGUGAACUCGAAGUGCUGCCGUCCUUGAAGAAGCUCCGUUCAACUUCAUCUUCCACGGGAGCCUUCUUCAACCUGAUGCUGAGGACACAUUGUGCUACUUUGGAAGAUGUUGACGUUUUUUAUCUUGGAACUGACGUCCCUUGGUCGUCACUCGCCAGUCUCUCCAAGCUGCGCUCGCUGAAAUGCUACCAGGGUGAAGGCCUGCCCCAUCUGGCCGCUUUGCCCAUUGCUCAGUUACACAUCGCCUUUGACGGUGCCAUUCCCGGCGCCCUUGAGUUUCUCACCAAGGCAUCCCACAUGCGGACUGUGAAGUUUUGCGGCCUCCCACACGAACUCAAUGCUCCACUGCUUGCUCUGGGAAAUUCGCCCUCGGCAGAAACUCUGGAAAUUCUUGAAGUGAAUGGUAAAGAGGAUUGUAAUUAUGCUUCCGAUGUCUCGGGGAUGGUGGUGGCAUCCGUUCUGCCUAAGUUUCCCUCUCUGAAAAGCAUCAUCAUGUCCAUAGAUGAUGAGCUAUCGGAAGACCUCCUGCAGGCCGUGACCCCAACGUCCUCUCCCUGCCUCACGAUGCUGGAGAUACUUCAAACGGGUUCUUCUGAAACGACCCUUUGCCUCCAUGAAGCUGUGCACGGUCCAUUUGUCCUCGACCUCUUCGUGCGAAACCCCCGCCUGCACCUUCGCGUGGUGGACUGCUACCGUGCGUACUGCAAGUUUUGCCCGUGGUGUCGGUGGGGCUGCCAUGCGCGACUUGGUCGCGGCGCUGUGGUGUCCUUGUCGUCGCAUAGUUGGAGGGCCGGGUGCCCCCUGGACUGUUAUCAGGUCAUCAGGUCUGAUGACCAACCGUAUGCUGAGGGAGAAGAAGAUUCUUCACCUAAUUGAUAGUGUGCCUUUCUCGUAAUGAUUAAAAACCUGCAUUAACGAA